Indicator indicator is the source of this 573-nucleotide messenger RNA. It is a transcript of the gene SCG5, whose product is annotated as secretogranin V. The transcript has 4 exons. Gene Ontology annotation, cellular component: secretory granule. The record is from RefSeq and is a predicted model, not a curated record. Gene Ontology annotation, molecular function: enzyme regulator activity. Gene Ontology annotation, biological process: regulation of hormone secretion; neuropeptide signaling pathway. NCBI's taxonomy places the organism in Eukaryota, Metazoa, Chordata, Aves, Piciformes, Indicatoridae. Bases 1 to 573 code for a protein of 190 amino acids.
AUGCCGACUCCUUUGCUUUGCAACGUGGUAUUUCUGCUGGCCUGUGGAUUGGCCUCAGCCUUUAGCCACAGCCCUAGGACCCCUGACAGGGUUUCUGAAGCAGACAUUCAGAGGCUCCUCCAUGGGGUUAUGGAGCAGUUGGGCAUUGCUAGACCCCGGGUGGAAUAUCCAGCACACCAGGCCAUGAAUCUGGUUGGUCCACAGAGCAUUGAAGGUGGUGCACACGAGGGGCUCCAGCACUUGGGUCCUUAUGGCAACAUCCCAAACAUCGUGGCUGAGCUGACAGGAGACAAUGUGCCAAAGGAUUUCAGUGAAGAUCAGGGAUAUCCUGACCCUCCAAAUCCCUGCCCUCUUGGAAAAACAGCUGAUGAUGGGUGUCUGGAGAACACCCCAGACACGGCAGAGUUCAGCAGGGAGUACCAGCUGCACCAACACCUUUUUGAUCCAGAGCAUGACUAUCCCAACAUGGGCAAGUGGAGUGUGAACCCUUAUCUGCAAGGACAACGCCUGGACAACGUCGUGGCCAAGAAGUCCGUUCCACAUUUCUCAGACGAAGACAAAGCUCCUGAAUAA